AUGGAGCAAGAAUCCCAAAAGAGAAAGCUAGAAGAGACUAGUCUUGAGAUUGAGCCUCAAAAUACCCCAAUUUUAUGUGCAAAUAAUUGUGGAUUCUUUGGGAGUUCAAGCUCCAAUAAUCUUUGUUCAAAGUGCUACAAAGAUUAUAUGUUGAAACAAUCCAAAAUCUUUGAUGAAGAAUCGAAAAAGAGCGAGAAAAAAUCGGUUGUAGAGGAAAUUGAGACGAGCCAGUUGGGAAAGAGGGUUUUGUUGUGGUACAACAGGGUGUUGCAAGUGAGGGGCUGUCGUCGGGGAAUACGUUUUGCUUCUAUCAAGAGUGUGUUUGAUUACAAGAGUGCAGGGCAGGAUGCUAUUGCGAAGGCAAAUCUGGUGGUGAAGGCUGAUAAGAUUGAGAAGGAACAUGUUUGCUUUGCAGUGCUAGGUUCAUCCAAAAGCAUCUGUUUGUUUAGGAAUGCAAUUCAUUUCAUGGUUCAGUUCAUUUUAAGGCAUCCAAACAAAUGUGUUUAUGGCUAUCCAUUGGAAAAUUCAGCUGUGUAA
This is a messenger RNA of Mangifera indica (mango), 537 nucleotides long. Its product is annotated as zinc finger A20 and AN1 domain-containing stress-associated protein 6-like. The record is from RefSeq and is a predicted model, not a curated record. Bases 1 to 537 code for a protein of 178 amino acids. NCBI's taxonomy places the organism in Eukaryota, Viridiplantae, Streptophyta, Magnoliopsida, Sapindales, Anacardiaceae. The transcript is spliced from 4 exons. Gene Ontology annotation, molecular function: DNA binding; zinc ion binding.